UGGAGAGCACGCUUAUAUAAUUAUUAUUAUGCGUCCUUAAAAUGGGUAUCGUCUUUCUGUUGACGACAUGUAACCCAUGAAAGAUAAUGAUCUAUUUAAGCGUGAAAGAUUCUCAUCACGGGCUCAUUUCAUCGCCAAACUCGUGCCAACUCUGAGUUUGAACGGAUUCGAUUGCUGAGAGAGCUGUUAAAUUAAAUUGACACAUUGCAAUCCAAAGGAUAUAAGACCACAGACAGCAGAGAAAUGCAAGUGAACGCAGUAUCCAUCACGGCCAAGUUUGUCCAGAUGGACAUUGAAAUAGAGGGAGGUCCAAUAGAGGUCGACGACUACGACUUCAACCACACCCGACCUUCUCGUCCUCCUCGGGUCGGAUUUCUCGUAUCACUCAUCUCCGCAGCCAUGUGCGGUGGGGGCGUUUUGCUGUCUCUCCUCGGCCUGGUAGUCUUUUUCCGGGGUUGGACCAAUGUCUUGGAGCGGGCGAUGAUGGCGGAUGAAUAUUCCGAUGACGACGACAGCGCUAGGCCCUGGAAAAAACGGACGGAACGACUCGUUGUCUAUGUGAUCAUUAUUGCGGUCGAGCUGAUUUUUGUCUUCAUGAUGAUCAGAGUCCUCAUCCCAUGGGCGUAUACGAAGACGGUCGUUGCGAUGAGAGUCGAGCCUGGUGGCCAGUUCGCCUUCAUGCUACACAGUUCCAUCUGGCUGAUCGCGGGUCUGAUAAUCUACGCCACUCUGCAUGGAAUCCUGGUCGCACAAGAGUUAGCUUUCGGCCUCGAGCCGACCUACUACGACAGGACCGUGACCAUCGCGCAGGAUAAUAAUAACCAUACCACGGAAGUCUACAUGCUCGAGUCGUCAUCGGACGACGACGACGAUGGAAGCGAGAUAAGCACCACGGAUGGCACCAGUUAUGAUGACGACUAUACCGACACGGAUGACUAUUCGUACGAUGAGGAUGCAGAAUUGUUGCUUGGCCCGACUACUUAAUUAACUAACAGCUCAAACCGUUAAUUUAUGCUCAAUCAUAAAAUAAUUCCAGGAAAAUAUGCCAUUUUGUUAUAUUUAUGACUACAUAUCUUGCCAGCUUAUGUACGUGAUGGAGUUUCUAGUGCUUUUUUCUUUGCCUAACUCUAACGUAAUAAUGGAAACGCUACAUAUUCAUGUAUUGUAGUUGACUAGUUUGAAAGUUGUAUGCAUUUUAUUUACAUACAUAUGUUUUUGCAUUCCUUGCAUAAGUAAAUUUUGUAAUAUGGUAUUAUUUCACAGGAUAAAAUAGAGUAAACUUAUUGCUACAA
Folsomia candida is the source of this 1292-nucleotide messenger RNA. RefSeq lists its product as uncharacterized. The record is from RefSeq and is a predicted model, not a curated record. The coding region runs from base 244 to 984 and encodes 246 amino acids. The transcript is spliced from 4 exons. Lineage: Eukaryota; Metazoa; Arthropoda; Collembola; Entomobryomorpha; Isotomidae.